AUGUCUGCAACAACAGCAAAGAAGCCAGAGCGAAUCAUUCGUACGGUUGUGCCAGGAAAUCGAACGCUUGAAGAAAUUUACGAGGAAGAAGCUCGUGAAAUUGUUGACGAAGCCAUAGAAAAUGCUCGUCGGCGCUUUUCAGUUUAUGCUGGUGGCUCUUUAGCAAGAGACGGAGAAGCUCCUGAAGGAAAAGAUGAUGAACCAACAACAGACCCUGAAACAGGAUACGAGAUACCGAAUAUUAAAUGGAUGACUGCGGAUAGCUUUACCGUUGCAGGGGGUUUAGAAAAGAUUGAAGAAUUUAUUGAGGUAAGUAAGCUUAUAAAGCUCAGCUGUUUUAUACAGGUAGUUGGUUAGCGCUAGCUACUAAAGCAGGAAGCUGGUUUUUCCUUAUCUUCUUCCCAUUUCCUUGGUGGGAUGGGUUUCGCCCCCAAUGAAGUUUCCAUUGCUGUUCUCCAAAGAAACUGCCAGUGAAAAAAAAAAUAGAAAUGCAGGCUACAGAGUAGCCUGCGCGCAGACGAGAUUAAACUCUGGUUAACUCCGUCUAUCGUCUGCACGCAGGCUAGCUACAGAGCUUCAUUACUAGAUUGCACAAUACAUAACUGUUGAUAAAGGAAAGGCUUGAAUCUGGUCCUAGAGAUCCUCAGUUUGUCAAUGUGCUGUUUGCUUGGCAAUAAAUACUGACAAUGAUUCAACAUGAUAUUAACAUUAGCAGUGACCAAUAUCUUGCAGACAUGGGAGCGUGACGGCAGCUGGCUUUACUGUAUUGACUUUUUAAGAGAGGAAGAACAUCCCUACAGUUGGCGAUACCGCUAUGCUGUUAAGUGGAGUAUACCAACCAGAAGAAAGCCAAUCCCAAGAGCAACUGCUUCAGUGUACAUUACCAUUGAAGUUAGCAAAUUUAAGCCAAAGGUAUGGUAAAUACCAUGUACUUAUUAACUGAAUGGGAGGGCUGGAUGAGAAAAUAUUUGGCUUGUGGCCAGGACGCACGGACCUCGUACAGUCAAUAAGCAUUUUAUCAUAUGGCCGUUAAGCUUUUUGAAUUUUUUAGCCUGCGCAGCAAGCGUUUCCGUUUGGUUUCGGAGUAAAGAAAGACUGAGGAACGGGAUUCUCGGUUUUGGCCACACAAGAAAUGAAACAAGAGCCAAAAAAUGAAAGAUGGGGGAGGGGGAGGGGAAGGAAGGAAAUGCUUGAAGACAAACCCCUCGAUUUUGAAAACCUGCGUUCGCCAGCAAAUGCAGUGCCUGAUUGGUUCAGCUAGUCAAACAAUAUUGACAUGUGUCGAUCAAAGGUUUGUUUCAUACUGAGAGGACGGUAACGUACGUGACACGUAUGUUUUAUUUUCAGUGGUUGUUGUUUAUUCUGGUCAGCAAGAUUUGCCCUGCAAUGCAAGGACAUUUUCUUUGUCCUCUUUAGAAACGUAAGGCUCGUCUUGCGACUAAAUAAGGGUUUCAGGUCGUUUAAUUUAUUCUCCAAAGUGCCUCCUGGAUCUCAAUAAUAACUUUCUUUUGUUCGCGAAAUUAUUAUGCAGGGCCCAGCUCAUUAGUGUCUUUUUUGAGGGAUGUUGAAUUCUCUCAGAUGGUGAUUUACAGACAGUUAGACGGAUUAGAAAUACAAAUGUCCUAAGCCUGUAUUGAUUGUUCAGAUUCAAUGAUAUUUCAACAUAAACGCUGUCCACGUGUUACAAAAUACAAAAAAUAUAUUUUGGGUUCACAUACGCGUCCUCUGAAGUUCAUUUUCGCUCCACUAAAAGCCAAACAUUUUAUUGGUCAAUUAUGACAGCUGAUGACAGCAUCAAAAUUAAUGUUAGUGUGCGAACUCAGGCAUGACAGGCCAAGUGGGCGGUUUUCAAAAUCCCGGCGUUUGUCUGCAAGCGUUUCCUUCCUUUCUUCCCCACCCCCUCCCCGCUCUUUUACUUAUGCCAUUUUUUGCGCAGUCUUUGACUCUCGUCCCUCGUUCUUUGCUCCUAAACCGCACGGAAACGCUUACUAUGCAGGCUAGAAUUUUUUUGACGGAGUGAACCUGCAUCGAUCAGGCCUUAUCGCUUGAUACAUAUGGUCCUCAUACCGGACUUUAUUCAUAUGGUUUUCCAAUGAAAUUGCACACAGGGCCAUAUGAGUCAUAUGAUACAUUAGUGGAGUGAAUGUGGCAUAAUUUGCUGAGAAGCAGAGGUGAUAUACCUAACAACUAUUGAAUGAGGUUGAUUAUGAUGUGAAGAAUUUUGCAGAUUGAGGAGUACAUUUAUGUUGUUAGCCUCCAUGGUUAUAAUGAUAACAGCACAUCAUACGAAAGCCAAAUUCAGUAAUUGUUUUAAUAGUUAUUCAUUCAAAAUUAUUUCUAAGUUCUUAACAAGCUUACCUCCUUGUAGAUCAACUUUCUUCAAAAUUUUGGCCUGUUUCUUGGCACGGUUUCAGGAUAUAAAGAGAAUAACCAGAUGUUUUUUCUUGCAGAUACUCCUCUAAAAGUAGUUAACAUCCACUGAGCAACAUUAUUUGUACAUUCUUGCAUUUCUUCCAUUUGGUUUUAGUAAAAAAUUCAGUUAUUUUGUCCUCAGAUAGCCAUGAGUGCUAUUUUUUUAGUUCACUUUUGCCCCUGCAGCCUCAUUUCCAAUUAAAUAUACCAUCAAUCAACCUUGUUUUCUAAACAAAUAUACCAUUGAAUUGAUGGUAUAAAUUAUAUUAAUACUGCUUGCAUCAUCCAAAUUUGGGAAGCAUCAGUCGGUUAUGAGGAAUUAGGCGGGGGGUUGGAACCAUUCGGAAACAAAAAAAAAAUCACCUUAUUUUGAAUAAUUUAACAUUACUUCUUAAUUAUAUACGUCCUUUCACUGAAAACCUUUCCUGCAUGUGGCUCUUACAACACUCAUGAUGGAAACUGUAAUGGAAACUUUUUUAAAUCACAAACAUUAAUACAAAUGUAUGUAAUCCAUCUUGAAGCACUCAAAUUAUUACCCAACUACAUCUACUAAGAGCAUAAAGCCUCCUGGCUACUUUCUCAGGAAGCAAAUGGGAAAAUAGAACCUAAAGAACUUCCUAGCUCUUUAAUUCCCCACUUACUAAUCACAUAUACCCAGCGACUUGAAAUCUGAGUGACCACCCUGCAUGCAUUUAUGUUUUUGUUUUUGACUGGACUGGCCGCUAAGCUGCCAGCGGGCUUUCAACAUCUCUGUUUCCUUCUCCUGACUAUCAAAAUAUGUAAGAAGUCAGCCACAUUUAUUAUUUUGAUCAAGUUUGAACCUGUUUGAUUUUAGACUUUUCCUGUUGAAGUGUACUAUAUUUUUGAGACACAUCGUUUGGUUCACAGGUAUGUUGCCUUUUCUAUGUCUGUUUUCAUUUCUUUCUUUUUUUUUCUUGUGCCUGGAGUAGUAUCUAGGACAAAAUUGCUUUUAAGACUGGUCGGUAUAAGAACCAAGUAUCUGAUGGCAAGACUCGGACCUGGAAGAUUGCCCAAAGUUGACCAUGCAUCACAUCCAGGUGGUGAAUUUAAGGGUAAGGAAAUAGAGAAAAGUGUGACAUCAUGUUCGAGUUGUAAUCUUGCUGUUCUUGCUGUUUUUUAGCCAGUAGGUUGCCUAAUUCUUCCUGUUGAAAGGAGUGAAAUGUCUGCCAUUUUUGUUCUCACUACCAAAACAACUCAACCUUGUUCCCAGGUUUUCUAUGUUAAUGGUUCAAUAAUCUGCAAUUUUGCUGCACUUUUGAUGUCAUUGGUUCAAUAUGGCAUACAAUAGCUGGUUAUGGUGAAUUAUGGUUGGGAUUUUAGCCAAUCAGAAAAGGAGAAAUAUUUUGAAUGAACAAUAAAGCAGUUUAUCACAAGUAACGUGGGGCUUUAUUACAAGUAUAUGAUAUCAUAUGUACACUGAUUUUCUCUGUUACUUUUAGACCAGGAAAGACCAGGUUCCGCGAGAAAUGGUUAAAGGACAUCAUUGAGAGUAAAAUUCGACUGAUGGAUAUGGUUAAAUUCUAA
This is a messenger RNA of Porites evermanni, 3957 nucleotides long. NCBI's taxonomy places the organism in Eukaryota, Metazoa, Cnidaria, Anthozoa, Scleractinia, Poritidae. The record is from the annotation of a GenBank genome assembly.